Molecule: messenger RNA, 1995 nt
Organism: Pseudoliparis swirei
Lineage: Eukaryota; Metazoa; Chordata; Actinopteri; Perciformes; Liparidae
Product: E3 ubiquitin-protein ligase TRIM21-like
Exons: 1
Coding region: 4-1641 (545 amino acids)
Molecular function (GO): zinc ion binding; protein binding
Source: RefSeq, a predicted model, not a curated record
GACAUGUCUGCUGCCAGCUGUCAGCUGACUGAGGAUCAGUUCCUGUGCUCCAUCUGUCUGGAUGUGUUCACUGAUCCAGUCACCAUACCAUGUGGACACAACUUCUGUAAAGCCUGCAUCACUCAACACUGGAACGUCAAUGUCCCCGAUCAGUGUCCCAACUGUAACCAGCGUUUCUCCAGGAGACCUGAGCUGCAGGUCAACACCUUCAUCUCUGAGAUGGCUGCUCAGUUCAGACAGGCAGCUCAACAGGAAGCCAGCAGCAGCAGCUCAGAGCAACAAGCUGCCAAACCAGGAGAAGUUCCCUGUGACGGCUGCACUGGAACCAAACUGAAGGCCCUGAAGUCCUGCCUGGUGUGUCUGGAGUCCUACUGUGAGACUCACCUGGAGCCUCACCUGACAAGACCAGGUCUGAAGAGACAUCAGCUGAUGGACCCUGUGGAGAACCUGGAAGGCAGGAUGUGUCUGAAGCAUAAAGAUAAACCUCUGGAGCUGUUCUGUCAGACCGACCAGACGUGUGUCUGCACGCUCUGCACUGUUCUAGACCACAAGAACCACCAUGUUGUUCCUCUGGAAGAAGGAUAUGAAGGAAAGAAGGCCGAGAUGAAGAAGACUGAGGCUGAAACCAAGGAGAUGAUCCAGAAGAGACGCCUGAAGAUUCAGGAGCUCAAACACUCGGUGCAGCUCAGUGAGGAACAAGCAGACAGAGAGAUAGCAGGUGGUGUUCAGGUCUUGACCGCUCUGAAGGAGACUGUUGAGAGAAGCCAGGCCGAGCUCAUCCUCACGAUCAAAGAGAAGCACAGAAACACAGAGAAACAGGCUGAAGGCUUCAUCCAAGAGCUGGAGCAGGAAAUCUGUGAGCUGGAGAAGAGAAGCACUGAGGUGGAGCAGCUCUCACGCUCUGAAGACCACCUCCACCUCCUCCAGAGCCUCAGGACCCUGAAGGCUGCUCCACCCACCAAGAACUGGACCGGAGUCAGAGUCCGUCCACCUUCCUAUGAGGGGACAGUGAUGAGAGCUAUGAAGCAGCUGGAGGAGAUGCUCAGCAAACUGAUGAAGCUGGUCGAGCUGAAGAGGGUCCAGCGGUCUGCAGUGGAUGUGACUCUUGAUUCUGAUUCAGCAAACCCCUACCUCAUCCUGUCUGAUGAUGGAAAACAAGUUAAACUUGGUGAUGUACAGAAGAAUCUUCCAGACAACCCAGAGAGAUUUAAUCCUUGUGCUCUUGUCUUAGCAAAGCAGAGUUUCUCUUCAGGAAGAUCUUACUACGAGGUUCAGGUUGAAGGAAAGACUAAGUGGGAUUUAGGAGUGGUGAGAGAGUCCAUCAACAGGAAGGGAAGAAUCACAGCGUCUCCUCAGAAAGGUUUCUGGUUGAUAUGUUUGAGGAAUGAGAAUGAGUACUCAGCUCAUGUUGACCCUCCAGUCCGUCUCUCUCUGAGGUCUCGGCCUCAGAAGGUGGGGGUGUUGGUGGAUUAUGAGGAGGGUCUGGUCUCCUUCUAUGACGUAGAUGCUGCAGCUCUUAUCUUCUCCUUUACUGACUGCUGCUUCACUGAGAAACUCUUCCCAUUCUUUAAUCCACGUCGUAAUGAAGGAGGUCUAAACUCUGCUCCUCUGAUCAUCUCUCCUGUCGACCACACGGAGUAGAACUACCACUGGAUUCCCUCCAGAGAGAUCCACCUUCAUCUAAUAUAAUAAUGUCUGUUAAUUGGUGAUUCUAAUGGUGUGUUCACAGCAGACGCGUCAAAAUUUUGACGCGCGUCGAGAUUACAUGUUAAGUCAAUGCAAAGCUGCGUCGAAGCUGCGUAUUUUCCAGCGAGCAGCGCGUCAGACGCGUUUGAAGCAGCACGAACAGAGGGUUUGUCGCGGGGCGAACUCAGCGAACAGCGCGAACAGACGCAGCUCCUCGACGCGCGAGUUGAAAUUUCCCAACUCUGGCAGCAAAGACGCGUGAGUCAUAGUUGCGUCAGCCAAUCAGCGUUGAGCAGCUCCGCUCGUCAU